This is a messenger RNA of Silurus meridionalis, 7242 nucleotides long. RefSeq names its product voltage-dependent R-type calcium channel subunit alpha-1E (gene cacna1ea). The record is from RefSeq and is a predicted model, not a curated record. Gene Ontology annotation, cellular component: neuronal cell body; membrane; voltage-gated calcium channel complex. Gene Ontology annotation, molecular function: high voltage-gated calcium channel activity. Gene Ontology annotation, biological process: chemical synaptic transmission; calcium ion import across plasma membrane. Lineage: Eukaryota; Metazoa; Chordata; Actinopteri; Siluriformes; Siluridae.
AUGGGGGGGCAAACAGGGGUCAGCCCCACUCUGUUCACUCGCAGGAGAGGAGGCCUUAUCGAGCAGAGGGACAUCAUUAAAGCUCAUCAGGCUCACAAGAUACAGAGCACACCACAGGCACGACGCAAAGAAUGGGAAAUGGCUCGUUUCGGAGAUGCGGUACCGCCGGGCCACGGGGUGCUGGAUGGCGGAUCGGAGCGCAGCCGGACCCGCGAGCCCCCUUCAUCCUCCACCGGUGGAGUGUCUCCGGUGUUCAAGCAGACCAAAGCGCAGCGCGCGCGCACCAUGGCCCUGUACAACCCCAUCCCGGUCCGACAGAACUGCUUCACCCAGAACCGGUCCCUCUUCAUCUUCAGCGAGGACAACGUGGUGCGCAAGUACGCCAAAAGGAUCAUAGAGUGGCCGCCGUUCGAGUACAUGAUCUUAGCCACCAUCAUCGCUAACUGCAUUGUUUUGGCUCUGGAGCAGCAUUUACCUGGAGAGGACAAGACACCAAUGUCAAAGCGACUGGAGAAGACCGAGCCGUACUUCAUCGGGAUGUUCUGUUUCGAGGCGGGGAUAAAGAUCGUGGCUCUGGGAUUUGUUUUCCAUAAAGGGUCAUACCUGAGAAACGGCUGGAACGUCAUGGACUUCAUCGUGGUUCUCAGUGGAAUCCUGGCCACAGCAGAAGCUCAUAUGAACAUCCCGGUUGAUUUGAGGACGUUACGAGCGGUUCGGGUUCUGCGGCCCCUCAAACUGGUGUCAGGAAUCCCAAGUCUUCAGAUCGUCUUGAAGUCCAUUAUGAAGGCUAUGGUUCCUCUGCUGCAGAUUGGCUUGCUGUUAUUUUUUGCUAUUUUGAUGUUCGCCAUCAUCGGCCUCGAGUUCUACAGCGGCCGCCUUCACAAGACUUGCAUCCCUGAUCCAGAUAUAAAGGAGAAUGAGAUAUUUCCGAAUUGGGAAGUGGAGUUUCCGUGUGGAGAACGCUCGUGUCCUUUAAAAUACAGCUGUAACGGAUCAUGGAUCGGACCGAAUGACGGAAUCACGCAGUUUGACAACAUCCUGUUCGCUGUUCUCACCGUGUUCCAGUGUAUCACCAUGGAGGGCUGGACCACUGUCCUGUACAAUGCUAAUGAUGCAUUAGGACCCACAUGGAACUGGCUAUACUUCAUCCCUCUCAUAAUCAUCGGCUCCUUCUUUGUGCUCAACCUGGUGCUAGGAGUUCUGUCCGGAGAGUUUGCUAAGGAGAGAGAGCGUGUGGAGAACCGAAGAGCUUUUAUGAAGCUCAGACGUCAGCAGCAGAUCGAGAGAGAACUAAAUGGAUAUCGAGCUUGGAUUGAUCGAGCAGAGGAAGUGAUGCUGGCAGAGGAGAAUAAGAACUCUGGUCCUUCAGCUCUGGAUGUGUUAAAGAGAGCCACCACCAUUAAGAGAAGGGGAGUGGACACCAUCUGUCAUGGUCCUGAAGAACAGUGUGUGGAUAUUGUGUCUGUUGGUGGACCGAUAAACAGGGCGAGUAUCCGGAGUGUGAAGCGAGGGCCCACAGCCUAUUUCAAGAGGAAAGAGAGGAUGUUGCGUAUCUCAGUCCGCCGUAUGGUCAAGACACACACUUUCUACUGGACCGUGCUGGGCCUCGUGGCUUUAAACACCAUCUGUGUGGCCAUCGUUCAUCACAACCAGCCCGAGUGGCUCUCCAACUUACUCUUCUUUGCAGAGUUUCUGUUCCUGGGUCUGUUCCUGAUGGAGAUGUUCCUGAAGAUGUACGGUCUCGGCCCUCGACUUUACUUCCACUCCUCCUUCAACUGCUUCGACUUUGGAGUUAUUGUUGGCAGUAUCUUUGAGGUGAUCUGGAGUUUCUUCAGACCUGGGAUGAGUUUUGGGAUCAGCGUGUUGCGUGCGCUCCGACUGCUGAGAAUCUUCAAAAUUACCAAGUACUGGGCAUCCCUGAGGAACCUGGUGGUGUCAUUGAUGAACUCAAUGAAGUCCAUUAUCAGUUUAUUGUUCCUCCUCUUCCUCUUCAUCGUAGUGUUUGCUCUGCUGGGUAUGCAGUUGUUCGGGGGGAGGUUCAUCUUUGAAGAAUUCACUCCUACUAACUUUGAUACUUUUCCAGCUGCCAUCAUGACCGUGUUUCAGAUACUUACAGGAGAGGACUGGAAUGAAGUGAUGUACAAUGGGAUUCGCUCUCAGGGUGGAGUAAAGUCGGGAAUGUGGUCUUCUAUUUACUUCAUUGUCCUCACUUUGUUUGGAAACUACACGCUACUGAACGUCUUCUUGGCUAUCGCUGUAGACAAUCUGGCCAAUGCUCAAGAGCUCACCAAGGAUGAAGAGGAGGAAGAGGCAGCGUUUAAUCAGAAACAUGCUCUGCAGAAAGCGAAAGAGGUCGGCCCCAUGUCCUCCUUCAUCUCCUCAGAGAGGAGAAGACGGCCGUAUCUGUACAGGAAGCGCGUGCUGAUCCACCGCGGCCGCACGGCUUUCUCUCUGGAGGAGUCGGACAGUUUCAGUGACGCUCCUCCACUCAAUUCCUCUCGCUCUUUCAUGUCCAGGAGAGAAAGACGCAGGCGUCUGACCAUGUCCGUGUGGGAGCAAAGGACCAGCCAGCUCCGCCGCCAUCGCCAAACGUCUAGCCGGGAAAUCCUCUACGGCUCGUCGAUGUGCCACCACCGGACACAAGAACACUCCUCCGAGAACCCUCACUCACUGGAGAUCAGUUCCGCUCUUGACCCUUUGGAGUCUCUCGAGCCAUCCAUGGAGGAGCAGAACGUCUCUGUCGCGCUGCCGGAUCCUCCGGAACCGCAAAACUCACCAGACACCAAAGAUUCCUACCCAAAUACCACACAGACCCGGAUCAGCACUACUCUGGAGCUUCUGGAUCCUCUGGAAGCGGCGAAGGAAGAGCAGAACAUUGAAAAUGCCCAGGUACCCUCCGAGGAAUUUCAGGAUAAAAACCACUUGAGCGUCCGGAGGCCGAACGGGGAGCGGCGACAACGAGGGACGCGUAAAAACAGCAAACAUGGCAAACCCAGGAACUCGGAAACACACCAUAAACGACACGAUGAGACGAACGCAGGCGAACGCAGCCGCUCAACUAGCCGGGAACGGAGGACGAGAAAUGAAGAAGAGGAAGAGGAGGAGAAGAAAAGCAUCAACGAUGGAGGUGUCAGUAAAGAGGAAAAGACCACUGAGGAUCGAGAUCUGGCCAUGAACUCCGAGCCGGCCACACUCCAAAUCACAGACAGCACAACACUGGUGUCUGCAGUCACUUGCAAGGCCACUACUGAGGGAGAAAACAACAACAACCAAGACAAAACAUCUCUCAGCACAAAUGUGGUGAUUGAAGACACGGACACCACAGUGGGAUUGGAGCUCUCCACUAUUACAACAAAAAAUAAAGAUCUGGAGGCAUCAAAAUCGGAGAAGGACGACGAGGAAGCAGCAAAUCGUUCAAGAACUCCCCCAGACAGCAUGUAUUUUAAACCACACAAUCCGAUUCGCAGGGCGUGCCAUUAUGUGGUCAAUCUGCGUUAUUUUGAAAUGUGUAUCCUGUUGGUCAUCGCUGCGAGCAGUAUCGCUCUGGCGGCUGAAGAUCCAGUGGCUACAAACUCAGGAUGGAAUAAAGUGUUGCGCUACUUUGAUUACGUGUUCACUGGAGUUUUUACAUUUGAAAUGAUAAUUAAGAUGAUCGAGCAGGGCCUAAUCCUUCAUGAUGGCUCUUAUUUUCGUGAUCUGUGGAACAUUCUGGAUUUUAUUGUGGUUGUAGGAGCACUGGUGGCAUUUGCUCUGACGAAUGUACUGGGGAAUAAUAAAGGAAGAGACAUUAAAACCAUCAAGUCCCUGCGAGUGCUGCGAGUGCUUCGGCCACUGAAGACCAUAAAAAGACUUCCUAAACUAAAGGCGGUGUUUGAUUGCGUGGUGACAUCUCUGAAGAACGUCUUUAACAUCCUCAUCGUCUAUAAACUCUUCAUGUUUAUCUUCGCCGUCAUCGCUGUGCAGCUCUUUAAGGGAAAGUUCUUCUAUUGCACUGACGGGUCCAAGGACACGGAGAAGGACUGUCAGGGUUAUUACAUCGACUACAACAAAGAUAAGAAGGAGGUGAAGAAACGUGAGUGGAAAAGGCACGAUUUUCACUACGAUAACGUGAUCUGGGCGUUACUCACACUCUUCACCGUCUCUACAGGAGAAGGCUGGCCUCAAGUUCUACAGCACUCAGUGGACGUGACAGAUGAGGAUCAGGGUCCGAGUCGGGGGAAUCGGAUGGAGAUGUCCAUCUUCUACGUCAUUUAUUUUGUGGUUUUUCCGUUUUUCUUUGUCAACAUCUUUGUGGCUCUGAUCAUCAUCACCUUCCAGGAGCAAGGAGACAAGAUGAUGGAGGAGUGCAGCCUGGAGAAGAACGAGAGGGCAUGUAUCGACUUCGCCAUCAGUGCUAAGCCACUAACGCGCUACAUGCCACAGAACCGCCACACGUUCCAGUAUCGACUGUGGCACUUCGUGGUUUCGCCUUCGUUUGAGUACACGGUGCUGACCAUGAUCACACUCAACACCAUCGUUCUCAUGAUGAAGUAUUAUUCAGCUCCUCCUGUAUAUGACGCUGUGCUGAAACACCUCAACACUGCAUUCACCGUGCUCUUCUCUGUCGAGUGUGUUCUCAAGAUCUUGGCGUUUGGUUUUGUGAAUUAUUUCAGAGACACGUGGAAUAUAUUUGAUUUCAUUACCGUCUUGGGAAGUAUCACAGAAAUUGUGGUUGACCAACAGUCUGCUUCCUUUAACAUGAGCUUCCUAAAGUUGUUUCGAGCAGCUCGGCUCAUAAAGCUGCUCAGACAGGGAUACACCAUCCGCAUCCUCCUCUGGACAUUCGUCCAGUCCUUCAAGGCUCUACCAUACGUGUGUUUACUCAUCGCCAUGCUUUUCUUCAUCUACGCCAUAAUAGGCAUGCAGGUUUUCGGAAACAUCAAGCUGAACGGAGAAACUCACAUCAACCAACACAACAACUUCAAAACUUUCUUUGGUGCCUUGAUGUUACUCUUUAGGAGUGCGACAGGCGAGUCGUGGCAAGAGAUUAUGUUGUCGUGUUUAGGAGGGCAGAAAUGUGAAGCCGACCUGUCCCUCAUCCCUCACUCCGAGCCUGAAGGAGGAUGCGGCACUGACUUUGCCUACUUCUACUUUGUCUCCUUUAUCUUCUUCAGCUCCUUUCUGAUGUUGAAUCUGUUUGUUGCAGUGAUUAUGGAUAAUUUUGAGUAUUUGACACGUGACUCCUCGAUUCUCGGUCCUCAUCACCUGGACGAGUUUGUGAGGAUGUGGGGACAAUAUGACAGAGCGGCCUGCGGCAGGAUUCACUAUAAGGACAUGUACAAAGUAGUGCGCACUAUAUCGCCCCCUCUGGGCUUCGGGAAGAAUUGCCCCUACAGGGUGGCAUGCAAGAGGCUGGUGCUGAUGAACAUGCCGGUGGACGCUGAGAUGACGGUUCAUUUCACCUCCACACUGAUGUCACUGAUCCGCACCGCCCUGGAAAUCAAGAUUGCAAGAGGGGGAGAAGACCGUGGACAGAUGGACAUUGAGCUUCAGAAGGAGAUCAGCGUGAUUUGGCCGCAUCUCUCUCAGAAGACUCUGGACCUGCUGGUGCCCAUUCAUAAAGCGAGCGACAUGACGAUCGGGAAAAUCUACGCCGCCAUGAUGAUCAUGGAUUAUUACAAACAGAGCAAAGCGAAAAAACUCAGACAGCAACUGGAGGAACAAAAACACGCCCCGAUGUUCCAGCGUAUGGAUGCCUCGUCGUUACCACAGGAAAUUUUGUGCAGCGCUAAAGCUCUGCCGUUCCUCACACACAGUGCAGGAAACGCUCUGACGAGAGGUGGUUUCGUGGCGUUGAGUCCCAUUUCUCCUCAGGAACUCUUCAUGCAGCCAAUCACACCACAGCCAGAGGAGGAGGAGUUCACACCCCACUACAGACCUCAACACUCCCCCAGCACGGGAGAGAACUCAGAGAACAAGCUGAUGAAGCGCUCGUUCUCCACCAUCGGUGAUCAGUGUGUGAAUGGCGUGUGGCAGGAGGAGUUCUCGCUGGAGAGAGUGAGUCCUGAGCGGCUGGAGAGACCGCGACAGCGCAGCUUCCGAGGUGUGAGGUCGAACCUCAGAGAACCGGUGUGUAAGGAGCGAGGACGCUCGAAGGAGAGAAAACACUUGCUGUCACCUGAUCCAUCACGUUGCAACUCCGAAGAGAGAACUCAAUCAAGAACACAUGACACACUACAGACACACACACGCUCACCCAGCGAGGGAAGAAUACACACACAGGGCGAUGCUUCAGAAAGUCCACUUCCUUCCUCCUCUUCAGACUCCAGGGGGCGUCGCCAGCUGCCUCCGACGCCCUCCAGGCCCCGCCCACACAUCUCCUAUUCGCCCUUGGUAUGCCGCAGUCACCUGACCCCCGAGGAAGGGCAAUCACGGACACACUCUGCCAUAGAGGGGGCGGGGUCGGUGUUAAGUCCCGCCUCCCCGCAGCGCUACACCUCAGAGCCAUAUCUGCCUCUGCAUGAUGACUCCAACAGUCCAGAGGAGAUGCUCACUUUUGAGGCUGCCAUAGCAACCAGUCGAGGGCGUGGCCAUGUUGUAAGCUCCGCCCCUCAGUUGCGUCACAGUUGGCAGAUGCCUAAUGGGCAUUUCCGGAAAGGCUGCGAGCUCCUCAGUGACACAGACGAGGAUGACCGUUGCUAAAGACAGUGCGGUGGAAGUGGGCGGAGCCUCCAUACAAGCCAAUCAUGUCUGGACAUUUCUGACUGGUGAUUUGUCUGGGACAUUUUAGAAAUGCACUGCCAAAACCGGCACGGACAUCACUCGUCUAAAUUGAAUGAAGUAACAAGCGUGGAGCUUUAGCUUCCUUAAAAUUAGCCAAUCGCUAACGCAAUCAUGUGACAUCUCAGGAGUUAAGCUAAUGACUGCUAACCUACUAGCAAACAUACGAUUACACAUGCAAUUAAACUGCUCAUGUAAUAUUAGCUAAGCUAGCUGUGUAAAUUUAAAAAGAAUAAUUACGAAUGAACAAAUCUAAUGAACAUGAUGUCACAAGAUCAGCAGCUACUGGCCAAUGAAAUGAAGCUUAAGCUCCACCCUCAAUGCCGUAGGGAAGUCUGUCAGUAACAGAACUGUAGGAAGAUAGAAAAGAAAGAGUAUAAAGAGAAAACACAGCGAUGGAGAAAGAAAGAAACGAACAGAACGGAUGAAAGAAAGAAACAAACAAUGAAACAAACAAAAGGUCAGACAAAAAAGAGAGUAAGA